Molecule: messenger RNA, 660 nt
Organism: Penicillium salamii
Lineage: Eukaryota; Fungi; Ascomycota; Eurotiomycetes; Eurotiales; Aspergillaceae
Source: the annotation of a GenBank genome assembly
AUGCGUUUUCUUGUCAUCGGAGGCAGCGGCCGUACUGGAAAGCUCGUUAUCGACAACAUUCUCAAAAGAGGCCACCAAGUCACUGCAUUGGUACGAAAUCCAAAAUCACUGGGAGAAGAGCUAGGUCUAGACAUCGUGAAAGGAACUCCCCUCAACGCAUCCGACAUCCGAAACGCCUUCAGCCUCGCGGUCCCAGAUGUGGUAAUUGUCACACUGAGUGCCCUCCGAGCUACGGAUAGUCCUUUUGCAGCACCUAUAUCUCCACCGCGCAUGAUGGCAGACAGCAAUGCCAAUGUGGCACAUAUCAUGAAGGAGUUCGGGGUAGGCAAGAUCGUCGUGCUACAAGCCUACGGUGCGGGUGCAUCAUGGGAGAACAUGCCAUGUGCGAUGCGUUUGCUGAUGAGUAAAUCCAAUAUGACAUUCUCCUACGAAGAUCACAACCUUGCAGAGAAGGAGAUCCGGGAUAGUGGUUUGACUUUUGUGCUGGUCAGACCUUCACGUUUGGUGGAGACCGAUGUAAUCGAAGUCAGAGAAUGGCCAAAGGAUGGGAAAGGAGUUGGUUUAAUGGGCUGUGCUAGCCGUAUCAGUGUUGCCAACUUCCUGGUCACUGCAGCGAUGGAGACGAAGUGGGACGGCACUGCCCCUGUGAUUACCAACUGA